ACGGAAUCCAACUAAUUUCUCUUGUAAGAUUCGACCAGAAUGUAGAUCACACACCAGAUUCUCUGCCUGUUUUUAAACACCGCGUUCUGUUUUUUUCUUUUUCUUCCUCCUCGUAAAGGAAACUUUGGGUUGUUCCACGCGGGAAUAAAGGCGUGAAGAGUCAUUCCGCUUCGUCCCGAGUCUCCUGAGACCAGUGCCGGUGUGUGAGGAGAGGAGACAUGAAGGACAUGUCCGUGUCUCCGGAUGAAACUUGUCCCUGCCUCGGCACCGGCUCGCUUCCCUCGUGUCGACUGGAAUGAGGAGGUGUCGGUUCCCAGGCUGUAUAAAUACACCGUGCAGUCAGAGAGACGUGAUUUCUGCCGCUGUGCUGCUGCUUUCCUACAUCUGAGCAGGUGGUCAUAAAGCACCGGGCCGGUCUGGACAUCUCUCAGAACUUUUCCACCAUGGACUCAGGAAAGCCUUCGAGUUUCCAGGUGUGCUGUGUUUCCUCUCGGACUUCUCCUCGGGCAGGGGGUCGAAUCUGACUCUCGAUCAAUUCCACAAGCUCGUGUCACUCAUUCAUUCAUUCAUUCACUGAGGAUUUCUGAGCAUCUUUCAGGUCGGUGGAGCUCAGCACAUCCCGGUGGCUCUUAUGGGAAUGAAACACUCAUCUCGCUGUUUGCUCCUCCGGAGGAAAAUGGCGGAACCGGACAGCCCCGAGCAACAGCCCCUCAGCUCAGCACCAUCUCAGUCAGUGCAACCCUCUCCUUUGCCUAAACCAGUGCCGUCGGUCAACCACGGCCCACGGCCAACACACCCUUCACACAACGCACACACCCCCCAUGCAGCGUCCCUGCCCAGCUGCCCUGGCCGAGGCAAGAUGGCUAAGUUUCUCAAUCCAGAAGAGAUGACCUCCAGAGACUACUACUUUGACUCCUACGCUCACUUUGGCAUCCACGAGGAAAUGCUGAAGGACGAGGUCCGAACACUGACCUACAGGAACUCCAUGUACCACAACAAACAUGUCUUCAAAGACAAGAUCGUGCUCGAUGUAGGGAGUGGUACUGGCAUCCUGUCCAUGUUUGCUGCCAAGGCCGGUGCCAAGCAUGUGUACGGGAUUGAAUGCUCCAGUAUAUCAGAGUAUUCUGAGAAAAUCAUCAAAGCCAAUCAUCUGGACAGUGUUAUCACCAUCUUUAAAGGAAAAGUAGAGGAGACAGAGCUGCCAGUGGACCAGGUCGACAUCAUUAUUUCAGAAUGGAUGGGCUACUGCCUUUUCUACGAGUCUAUGCUCAAUACUGUCAUCUAUGCCAGAGACAAGUGGCUGAAACCUGGUGGCCUGAUGUUCCCAGACCGAGCUGCACUCUAUGUCGUGGCCAUCGAGGACAGGCAGUACAAGGACUUCAAGAUUCACUGGUGGGAGAAUGUCUACGGCUUUGACAUGACCUGCAUCAGAAAUGUAGCGAUGAAAGAACCACUGGUUGAUAUAGUGGAUCCAAAGCAAGUGGUGACCAAUGCGUGUCUCCUCAAAGAGGUGGACAUCUACACGGUGCAACCAGAAGACCUGUCCUUCACUUCAGCCAUCUGCCUGCAGAUCCAGAGGAACGAUUACAUCCACGCUCUCGUCACCUACUUCAGCAUCGAGUUCACCAAGUGUCACAAGAAGACUGGAUUCUCUACAGCACCAGAUUCUCCUUACACUCAUUGGAAGCAGACUGUUUUUUACCUCGAGGAGUAUCUGACUGUGAAGAAAGGAGAAGAGAUUGUAGGUACCAUCACCAUGAAGCCCAAUGAAAAUAACGCACGUGAUUUGGACUUCACAUUUGAGCUGGAUUUUAAGGGUCAGCUAUGUGAAGCUGACAUCUCCCACGACUAUAAGAUGCGCUAAGCAUCCAGCCGGGGGCAAGAAAGUGCCCGAGUACCACCACGGAGACCGAGGAAGGGGCACUUCCCCACCCGCAGAGCCAGUAACCGGCACAGAGGCUGAGUGAUUAAUGAUCCAGGGCACGACUCUGCUCAUCUUUGAGAGAUGCGCUAAUAUUUCUGGAGCUGAGUGCCUCUCUGAGCAAUAGCAGCCUUGUUAUGGCCAAUAACAGCGUGCACUAGUCCAACAUUUCUAUGACUGUUCACAAGGCAAUGUUGAAUGUACUGCUUAUGAAGCUCAAGAAUGUUACUAUCCUCAUGAAUGUGAAGAGUCAGUUUACAGUUUCUUUUUGAAAAAAAAAAAGUCAGUGGGUCAUUAAUGUUUGGUUCUCGUGAAAGUCUAAAGACAAAGAAGUUAGCUUGUUUUAGCUGUAAUUUAGUUUGUGGUGUAAAACGAAGACAUAGGACUUUUUACUCUAAGCACUAACUCUACUGCACUACAAUAGAGUAUUUUAACAGAAUACGACGUGCAGUCCAGCGGCACACACUAAUGCUGAGCUCUCUAAGGGUUUAAGGAUUUAUUUUUUAUAGUAUUGUUCAAAAAGUUCACUACGUUAGCUGUUAAAAAAUAUUGAGGUGUUUUAAAAAUAAUAAUAGGACGUUUAUUAGGACUUUUUUCCUGAGGUAGUAAGUGUAAGGUGCAUCUUGUUUCUUCUGUGUCAGUAUUUAUG
Clarias gariepinus (North African catfish) is the source of this 2570-nucleotide messenger RNA. It is a transcript of the gene prmt8a, whose product is annotated as protein arginine N-methyltransferase 8-B. The transcript has 10 exons. Gene Ontology annotation, cellular component: plasma membrane. NCBI's taxonomy places the organism in Eukaryota, Metazoa, Chordata, Actinopteri, Siluriformes, Clariidae. The coding region runs from base 632 to 1864 and encodes 410 amino acids. Gene Ontology annotation, molecular function: protein-arginine N-methyltransferase activity. The record is from RefSeq and is a predicted model, not a curated record. Gene Ontology annotation, biological process: peptidyl-arginine methylation.